CGUGCGCGCGGUCGACGGCGUCGACCUGACAUACGUGAGGGCGAGACGCUUGGACUCGUGGGAGAGAGCGGGUGCGGUAAGUCGACGCUCGGCUAUUCGAUCCUCCAGCUCGAGAAGCCGACGGGCGGCGCAGUCUCUUUCGAGGGUACCGACCUUACGAAGCUCAAGAAGAGCGAAAUACGCCCGUUCCGCAAGAAGAUGCAGAUUGUAUUCCAGGACCCCGCCGCCGCGCUCGACCCUCGGCAGACCGUCGGAGAGGCAAUCGCCGAGCCGAUCAGGAUUCACCGGAUCGUGGAGGACGACGAGGUGGAGGACCGCGUCGAGGAGCUCCUGAAGACGGUGGGCCUCAACCCCUACUUCAAGAACAGGUAUCCGCACGAGUUCAGCGGCGGCCAGCAGCAGCGCAUCGUCAUCGCGAGGGCGCUGUCGGUCAAUCCAACGUUCAUCGUCGCGGACGAGCCGAUCUCGGCUUGGACGUGUCGAUUCAGGCCCAGAUCAUCAACCUGCUGGAGGAACUGCAGGACCAGUUCCAGCUGA
Molecule: messenger RNA, 537 nt
Organism: Geodia barretti
Lineage: Eukaryota; Metazoa; Porifera; Demospongiae; Tetractinellida; Geodiidae
Source: the annotation of a GenBank genome assembly